Messenger RNA from Rhododendron vialii, 2045 nucleotides. RefSeq names its product probable folate-biopterin transporter 4. The transcript is spliced from 8 exons. Gene Ontology annotation, cellular component: membrane. The record is from RefSeq and is a predicted model, not a curated record. The coding region runs from base 281 to 1750 and encodes 489 amino acids. NCBI's taxonomy places the organism in Eukaryota, Viridiplantae, Streptophyta, Magnoliopsida, Ericales, Ericaceae.
UACGUGUCAGUUGCAGAAGGGGGCUUAUGACAUGGCCAAAAGUAUUGUGCCUUUCCUUUCCCAAUUGGAAGACAAGAAAGAACAAAAAGAACGAACGCAUGAAUGUUCUCUCAUUGGAGACGAGAGAACGCAUGCUCCCACACUAUUCUCUCUCUUCGUCCGAGAAGAGCCAAAUCUAGAGAGAGAGAGAGAGAGAGAGAGAGAGAGAGAGAUUAGUACUAGCUGGGUUGAAGCGCGAAAGUAAGAUCAGUGGCGUUACUAGAAUCGUGAGAAAGGAAAGAUGAUACAAUGGGUGCAACGGCUGCGAAUCGCAUUCGGGACUUCAUUUCUAUGGCUUGUCUGCUUGAUUUACUUCACCCAGGGCUUCAGGUCUUUUGUGUGGACAGCAGUUUCCUACCAGCUGAAAGACAGGCUUAAGUUGUCGCCCUCAGCCUCCCAAUUGGUGUCUUCAAUAGCAUUUUUCCCAUGGAGCAUAAAACCGUUAUAUGGCAUCUUGUCUGAUUGUAUCCCAAUCAGAGGAAGAAAAAGGGUUCCAUAUCUGGUGAUUGCAACAGUUCUCUCUCUCUUGCCAUGGCUCAUUUUGGGCCAAGUAUCGUCCCUCAGGAGUUCACAGAUGCCCCUUAUGGUCAUCUUAACUGUGCAAAACCUGGGCUCUGCAAUGGCUGAUGUCGUGGUUGAUGCAAUGAUAGCUGAGGCUGUGAGGGUUGAGCGGUCCUCGUUUGCUGGUGAUCUUCAGUCAUUGUCAUGGAUGGCGAUGGCUUUGGGAGGGACCUGUGGGAGUUUGUUAGGUGGAUACGCUCUAUCAAACUUGCAGAUCGAGACUAUUUUUCUUCUAUUCUCCAUUCUACCAGCCAUACAACUGUUUUCAUGUGGUUGGGUCAAUGAGGAUUCUAUACGUGGUAAAGAUUUGCACGAGUCCCAUGAAGAAAAUGGAAACAAUACCGCAUCUGAUGCUGACAAUUUCGCAGUUGAGAAAUCCAAAACCAGUACUUCGAGAAGAAAAAAGAUCCAAAAGAACAGUAACAAGAGAUCAGACAUCACCAGCAAAUUCCAGGUUCCAGAAAAGGGCUUAUUGGUGUCACAAUGGUUCCAAUCUCUGAGAACAGCCACUUAUAGUCUUUUGCGGGCUUUCAGACAGCCAAUCAUUCUGAGACCAAUGACUUGGUUUCUCCUAGCGCAUGUGACUGUUCCAAAUCUCUCAACAAUCAUGUUCUAUUACCAGACAGAGUUCUUAAACUUGGAAGCAUCCUUUUUGGGUACAACACGUGUUGUUGGGUGGCUAGGCCUCAUGCUUGGAACCUUUGUUUAUAAUCGCUACCUGAAGAAGAUGAAGCUGCGAAAAAUUCUUAUGUGGGCUCAUGUUGGUUUGUCUGUAUUAGGUGUUCUUGAUAUGGUUUUAGUUUCUCGAACAAAUGCUGCGUUAGGAGUCUCCGACAAGGUUAUGGUGCUCUGUGGGUCUGCUCUUUCUGAUGCAGUUAAUCAAUUCAAGUUUAUGCCAUUUUUGAUCUUAUCGGGACAGCUUUGCCCUCCUGGAAUAGAAGGGACUCUGUUUGCCCUCUUCAUGUCGAUAAACAAUUUCGGGUCCACAUUGGGAUCAUUCGUUGGGGCUGGCUUGGCCUCGGUUCUGAACAUCUCUUCGGGUUCUUUCGACAACCUUCUUCUGGGUGUUGGCAUUCAAGUCAUCUGCACUUUCAUCCCGAUUGCUUUCCUAUUUUUAAUUCCAAAGGAAGCUACUGGGAUAUCAGCAUAGUUUACCGAUAAACGACUCAAAACUAAUGAGAUACCUUUUUCCUUUUUUCUUUUUUUUUUUUCCCCUUGUAGUUUUGGGUUGCUUACAUAACAGCAGAUAUCUAGGAUACACACUAGAAUUGAAGACAGACUCUUUCUUUGUUGUUGGUAAUGUGAAGUUACAUCUCUUUCUGUGUACUGUAUCACAUUUGGAGCUUGGUUCUCAUUCUUUUCAUGCUUGUAACUUUGUAGAACAGAUUUAGCUGAAUGCUUCAAGUUUACAAAAUCAAUCUAUUUAUGUCAAUAUGGGAAUCAGA